AUGCCCUUGUCGAGCCGCGCGAGCGCGCAAGUGGGCGCGGGUGAUUUCAGCAAGCCUCGGGUCCAUCAGCGGAGUCGACGCGACAAGCAGGGGAGUAGGGGGCCAUUGCCGGGCGAUGAGGAAGAGACAGGGGGAAUGCCGUUUAGGUACUAUGGACGACACUCGAAUCAGUGGUUGUUCAACGAUUUUAGUAUUGGAGAUGCCGUGGGUAGGGGAUUCAAGAGGGUAUUUGGACGGGAGAAGGGCGAGGAGGACUGGCUGGAGAGGAGGGAAAAGUAG
Messenger RNA from Plenodomus lingam JN3, 279 nucleotides. RefSeq lists its product as uncharacterized. The record is from RefSeq and is a predicted model, not a curated record. Lineage: Eukaryota; Fungi; Ascomycota; Dothideomycetes; Pleosporales; Leptosphaeriaceae.